Trifolium pratense (red clover) is the source of this 3591-nucleotide messenger RNA. RefSeq names its product pentatricopeptide repeat-containing protein At3g02330, mitochondrial-like. The record is from RefSeq and is a predicted model, not a curated record. Gene Ontology annotation, biological process: RNA modification. NCBI's taxonomy places the organism in Eukaryota, Viridiplantae, Streptophyta, Magnoliopsida, Fabales, Fabaceae. Bases 82 to 2745 code for a protein of 887 amino acids. Gene Ontology annotation, molecular function: protein binding; RNA binding. The transcript has 2 exons.
AAUUUUUCGCGAUAACAAGCAUUUCUGUCGUGAAAAAUCUUGUUUUGUUUUGAAGUGACAAAACCCCGCCAAAACAAAUCCAUGUUACAUCGUACCGUGUCUCGUGGUCUUUAUCUUCCAAGGCUCAACUCUCAGAGUCAGAUAGGACCACCUUAUGCAAAUUGUUCCAUUUCUUUAAUCCAAAUGAACCCAACAAAAAAUUUAACAUUUUCCCAUAUUUUCCAAAAAUGUUCCAAUCUAAAAUCUUUGAAUCCUGGCAAACAAGCUCAUGCCCAGAUGAUAGUAACUGGUUUUGUUCCCACCAUUUUUGUUUCCAACUGUUUACUUCAUUUUUACUGUAAAUGUUCAAAUUUGAAUUACGCGUUCAACGUGUUUGAUAAAAUGCCUCACAGAGAUGUAAUUUCUUGGAACACAAUGAUAUUUGGUUAUUCAGGAAUUGGAAACAUGGGAUUUGCACAGUUUUUGUUUGACUCAAUGCCAGAGAGAGAUGUUGUUUCGUGGAACUCUUUGCUCUCGUGUUAUUUACAAAACGGGAUUCAUCGAAAGUCGAUUGAUGUUUUUGUUAAGAUGAGAUUGCUGAAUAUUCCGCAUGAUUAUGCUACAUUUUCUGUUGCUUUGAAAGCUUGUACCGGUAUUGAAGACUAUGGUUUAGGACUUCAGCUGCAUUGCCUUGUGAUUCAGAUGGGUUUUGAGAGUGAUGUGGUAACAGGUACUGCUCUAGUAGACAUGUAUUCAACGUGUAAGAAACUAGAUCAUGCUUUUAGGGUUUUUGUUGAAAUUCCGGAAAGAAAUUUGGUGUGUUGGAGUGCUGUAAUUGCAGGCUAUGUUCGAAAUGAUCGGUUUAUUGAGGGAUUAAAAUUGUAUAAGGCAAUGUUAAAAGAAGGUAUGGGGGUGAGUCAAUCAACUUUUGCUAGUGUGUUUAGGUUGUGUGCUGGAUUAUCUGCAUUUGAAUUAGGCACACAGUUGCAUGCUUAUGCUCUAAAGACAAAUUUCGGAUAUGAUAGUAUAGUUGGAACAGCUACAUUAGACAUGUAUGCUAAAUGUGACAGAAUGAAUGAUGCUAGAAAGUUGUUUAACACAUUCCCUAAACCUACUCGGCAAUUUCAUAAUGCCAUUAUUGUUGGAUAUGCACGACAAGAUCAAGGUGUUGAAGCUUUAGAGAUUUUCCAGUCUUUACGGAAGUCUUAUCUUGGCUUCGACGAAAUUAGUUUGUCUGGUGCUUUGACUGCCUGUUCGGCUAUCAAAGGCUAUUUGGAGGGGAUUCAACUGCAUGGAUUAGCUGUCAAAUGUGGUUUAGAGCUUAAUAUCUGUGUUGCGAAUACCAUUUUAGACAUGUAUGCAAAAUGCGGAGCAUUGAUGGAAGCUUGUUGGAUAUUCGAUGAUAUGGAAAGAAAGGAUGCUGUGUCUUGGAAUGCAAUCAUUGCGGCUCACGAGCAAAAUGAACAAGUAGAAGAAACACUUUCACUUUUUGUUUCAAUGCUUAGGUCAACUAUGGAACCCGAUGAUUUUACUUUUGGCAGUGUUGUAAAGGCAUGUGCUGGUCAGCAAGCUUUGAACUAUGGUAUGGAGAUACAUGGAAGAGUUAUUAAGUCUGGUAUGGGGUUAGACUGGUUUGUUGGAAGUGCCAUGAUUGAUAUGUAUUGCAAGUGCGGAAUGCUAGUCGAGGCAGAAAAGAUCCACGAGAGAUUGGAAGAACGAACAACUGUUUCUUGGAAUUCAAUCAUUUCAGGAUUCUCGUCACAAAAGCAAGGCGAAAAUGCUCUGAGGUAUUUUUCUCAGAUGCUACAAGUUGGUGUUAUACCUGACAACUUCACAUAUGCUACGGUUCUUGAUAUUUGUGCUAAUUUGGCUACCGUCGAACUUGGAAAGCAGAUCCAUGGACAAAUUUUAAAGCUACAGUUGCAUUCAGAUGUGUAUAUAGCCAGUACUAUUGUUGAUAUGUAUUCAAAGUGUGGAAAUAUGCAGGAUUCACUCGUAAUGUUUGAGAAAGCACCUAAGCGGGAUUAUGUGACUUGGAGCGCCAUGAUUUGCGCAUAUGCAUGCCAUGGACUUGGAGAAGAUGCCAUUAAAUUAUUUGAGGAGAUGCAGCUUCUGAAUGUGAAACCAAAUCAUACGAUUUUUAUUUCAGUCCUCAGAGCGUGUGCACAUAUGGGUUAUGUAGACAAAGGGUUGCAUUAUUUCCGUAAAAUGCAAAGUCAUUACGGUUUAGAUCCCCAUAUGGAACAUUAUUCAUGUAUGGUAGAUCUACUAGGGAGGUCAGGACAAGUAAAUGAAGCUUUGAAGCUUAUUGAAAGCAUGCCUUUUAAAGCCGAUGAUGUGAUAUGGAGAACUUUACUUGGUAUUUGCAAGUUGCAAGGGAAUGUCGAAGUUGCAGAAAAAGCAGCCGAUUCUUUAUUACAGUUAGACCCUCAAGAUUCUUCUGCUUACGUUCUUUUGUCAAAUGUAUAUGCUAUUGCAGGAAUUUGGAGCGAGGUUGCAAAAAUAAGAAGUUUCAUGAAGAAUUAUAAAUUAAAGAAGGAACCAGGAUGUAGCUGGAUUGAGAUAAGAGACGAGGUGCAUGCGUUUCUUGUUGGAGACAAGGCACAUCCAAGAUCUGAGGAGAUAUAUCAGCAAACUCAUUUACUUGUAGAUGAGAUGAAGUGGGAUGGAUAUGUUCCUGAUAUUGAUGAUUUCCUGCUUGAUGAAGAAGUGGAAGAACAAGAUCCUUAUGAGGGGAACAAAACCGCCAUGUGUAGUGUGAGAUAAUGUAGAAAAGGUUUCAAACACGCUGACUACAAUGGCCUAAUGGAGAAUUCGAGCAGGAGACUCUGAGGAAUCAGGCUGGCUGGGAAGAACUGAGCAACUUGAAAAGAAAAGAUUGCCCUGUACCGAAUAGUGGCUUGAGAUGUGUUGUUUCAUUCACAAGCUGAGAAUCAGAUUGGUUUAGAGCAACGAGAAUUCGCUUGAAGUUGGUGUGAGUGGAGGAGAGGAUUCAAGCAUGUGAAUGCGAUAAUGUAAAUCUAGAAAGGAAAAGCAUGUCAUUUUUUAAUUAGAUACUCUAGGGUUUCUUUAUUCAUAAGCCAGAUACUCAUCUUCAAACCAUGGGAUUGAUAUGAACAGAUUCAUGAAGCCAUCAAAUGGAACUGGUAGGUAGAUCCAAGCCAUCCUAUAAGUUCACUUCACGAGAGGUGGAGUUCAAAUCUCAUAUGAGAUAGUUGUAAAAUGAUUAUUAAUGUCACCGUUAUUAAUAACAAUUUCUCCUUUCCUUGUUUAAAAAGAAAAACUCAAAUACUUAUGUCCGAGGGACUGUUGAACUUAACACUAAAUGUGCGCACGUCUACCAAAACCAGACACAAUGUGUACUUUUUUUUUUUUUUGAAGACAUGUGUAUGUUGGUUUACCAUGUUGUGGAGUCUAUCCCCUUGGCUAGACUCAACCCCGGUUAGUCAAACCACACUUUUUAAGUGGAUGGAACUUUUAGCAUUGUUAUUCUGACCAAACUUGUAGCUUAGCAAACAAUGCACUUGCAGCAUGUUCUCUAGAACAGAAAUCGAAUGACUUGCAAAUGGAAUUAAAAAAAAACGAUUUUGUUGGCAUUGUUUUUUACUUUUA